GAAAAAUUAAUUGGUUGCAAAACGGUAAAGAAAGGUGUCAGUAAUUAUAGCAGUUUUCACAAAAGACCAUCCAAUAUUGCGGGGAGACUUCCAUGCACACUCACAGUGUGUAGUUUGCGGUUAAAGUGAAAGUUUAUUACGCCUAAAAUCGAGUGAAAAACUGCGGCGCAGGCGAACAACUCCCAGUUUUUCUUCGUUUUUACUGUAGCCGAGUAGCAACAAAGGCAAUGUCUUCGUUGUCUGCAUCAGCUGAAAAUGUGUCCACAUUAGGAGUGGGCGGUGGUGGCCAGGACUCCAACUCACACCAUGGCUCUGAUGGCGGAUCCAGUAUGUGUCUGGAAUUGGCGCUGGAGGGUGAGCGGCUCUGUAAGGCUGGCGAUUGUCGUGCAGGCGUCGCCUUUUUUCAGGCAGCCAUUCAGGCGGGUACGGAUGAUUUGCGGACACUUUCGGCCAUAUACUCACAGCUGGGCAACGCCUACUUCUAUUUGGGCGACUACACCAAAGCCAUGCAGUACCACAAGCACGACUUAACAUUGGCUAAAUCUAUGAAUGAUAAACUGGGCGAGGCUAAAUCUUCGGGAAAUCUAGGCAACACACUUAAGGUUAUGGGCCGGUUCGAUGAAGCGGCCAUCUGUUGCGAGCGCCACCUGACGUUGGCGCGGCAGUUGGGAGACCGAUUAUCAGAGGGUCGUGCGCUCUACAAUUUAGGAAAUGUUUACCACGCCAAAGGCAAGCAUAUGGGGCAGCGAAAUCCAGGAAAAUUCGGUGAUGAUGUGAAGGAGGCUCUGGGAAAAGCAGUGGAAUUUUAUCAGGAGAAUCUAAAGCUAAUGAGAGAUUUGGGCGACCGUGGCGCGCAAGGACGCGCGUGCGGAAAUUUGGGCAACACAUACUACUUGCUUGGUGAUUUCCAGGCCGCCAUCGAGCAUCAUCAGGAGCGUCUUCGCAUUGCCCGGGAAUUUGGGGAUCGCGCAGCCGAGCGGCGAGCCAACAGCAAUCUUGGCAACUCACACAUCUUUCUUGGCCAGUUCGAGGAGGCUGCCGAACACUACAAACGCACACUGGCGUUGGCUAUCGAGUUGGGCGAACGUGAAGUAGAGGCGCAAUCGUGCUACAGUUUGGGUAACACAUAUACGCUGCUCCAUGAGUUCACUACAGCCAUUGAAUACCAUCAUCGACAUUUGGCCAUAGCCCAGGAACUGGGCGAUCGAAUCGGUGAGGCUCGUGCCUGCUGGUCAUUGGGAAAUGCCCAUUCGGCCAUUGGCAAUCAUGACAAGGCGCUCCAAUUUGCUGAAUCGCAUCUGCAGCUAGCCAAGGAGCUACACGAUCCUGUGGGCGAGAGCACAGCACGCGUUAAUAUUUCCGAUUUAAGGAAACUGCUCGGUUUGCCCGAAGCUGUGCAGACGCCCACCGAUGGUGAAGAUCGUUCCAGCGCAUCGGACCAUUCGGCCAGCGGUCAUCAAUCAGACUGCUCGGAAAGCUCACAAGGACGUAUGAUUCGCGUGCGUCGCCAGAGCAUGGAACAGCUGGAUCUGAUUAAGAUAACUCCCGACGGCAAGCGUUUGCAGGAGGAGAAGAAACACAAAGCUGGCGGUGGCGGCGACACAAAACCCAAAGAGGAUGACUUUUUCGAAAUGCUCUCGCGUUCUCAGUCCAAGCGCAUGGAUGACCAGCGCUGCUCCAUUAAAAUUCAACGCACAGGAGCUGCACCUGCAGCUGCAGCGGUUGCCACAGGAGCCACACGCAAACCGCUGGUGCAGCAGAAUUCGCUGUUUGCUGAUCCCGGCAAUUUGCCGGGCCUAAAGUCGCCAACAUCGGCCACUCCCAGUGGUGCUCAUGCGCCGCUGGCAAGGAGUGCCACCACCACGCAGCAACCGGACGAUGCUUUUCUCGACAUGCUUAUGCGCUGUCAAGGCUCUAGACUGGAGGAACAGCGCUCGGAAUUGCCACGACCAAAUGUUACAAUGGAUGCGGAGGCACCGCAGCCGCAAGCGCCAGAGGCAGCCGCUGUGGGCGGUGGCCGCGGUCGUUCGGGUCGCGGCACAACCGUACCCGACGAGGAUUUCUUCUCGCUCAUCAUGAAAGUACAGAGCGGUCGCAUGGAGGAUCAACGUGCAGCCAUUCCUUUUGGCGGUUUCAACAACCUUCAGCGGAACAACAACAAUAACAACAACAAUGGCAGCAACAAUGGAGACGCCUCUAAGUAAGGUCUGGCGUAGAGCCUGACUCUUACAAUUUGUUAUACGUACCAUUUAUAUAAGCCAUUGCCGGGCCUUUGCCCAGCAGCUAACAAUGAUUUUUGUGUAAAAUCUAACUUAAGUUUUAGUAACUAAUCCAUAACCAAAUAGUUUAUGCAGCUCAACUUCCAUUGGAUGCAUUCACAAGUCAUCUAAAACCGAAUGACUCACUCACUGGCAUACUCGUACACUGGCUAGCUACUAUAUACAAAUACAUAUACAUAUUCAUAUACAUACAGUACAUACACGUAUACAAUGCAUACAUAAUACAGUACUCACUUAGUUGUUAAACAAUCUGCACGCAUGCUUUUUGAAAUGACUCUGCACACAUAUUCGCAUAUCUUUUGAGUCUCCAAGGCCAAUUUUAAAGAUAUUACAUUUUUAAUUGCAUGUUAAGUAGCUUAAGCCAAAUGUUUACAUUCACUGCAAUAGUUCAAUUUGCUCAAUAUCUUAAACUUUUUUAAACUUACUGUCGCCCUAACACACCUAACAUUUCGUUCAUUUUAAUAUUAUUGUAUUUGUAAAUGAUAUUUUUUUAAGUUAUACAAAUGUAAGUUUAUACGCGCAAAUCUUUGCUACUUUUGUGUUCUAAAACAUCUGUCUCUUUAUCCUUGACUAAUUAUGUAUCUAUCUUGUAAAAUGGUUAUGUUCGAAAAGGAUACAAUUUUGUACAUUUUUCGCAUGGGAAAUUAUUUUUAUAUUUUUGUUAAAAACCCCUCGAAUGAAUGAAUGAUCGAAUGAAGCUCAGCCAGAAAGUUCAAUUCAAUAAGAAGAGAUAAUAGAAUCUAUAUAUAAAAAUCUCAAUUUUCUCAUUUGAAAACAGGUCGAUAAUUAUGCUAAAUAAAUGAACAUUGGCUACCACAUUUGAGAUUAAUGAUUCAUAUUUCUCAUAAGUAGAUCUGAGGUCCAGUGAUUCAAAAAUUACUGAAAAAUAUGAAGAGUUAUUGAAAUAUGUGAAUAUUAAUUGGUAUUCUUUAGUAUUUACAAAUAGUUUUGAGUAGUUUUUCAGGUAUUCCCCAAAAAUAAAGUGUUUGCUGACCUUAGCUUUCUAUUUGCGUGUAUAAACUUACAAUUAGUUGAACUCUUUAUACCUUGUAUGUAAGGCUCGAACAAUGAAUGCCAAUAUCGCAAAUGCAUUUUCAAAAACUUUCCAAUUGUAUCUAUGAGUAUUGCAUUUUCUAUUGAAACCAAUUAUAUCUAUAACUCUAAGCAAAUGUUGAUUGAGAACAAAAUUAUACAAACAACUCACAUUCUUGAGAUAUUAGCAGCGUGCGUUUUGGAUACUUUAUAUCCAGCGGCACUUAGCAUUAGCAUACAUAUACACAUACUACAUAAAUAUACAAAUGAAUAUACAAAUAACUUUCUAUAUAGUUGUUACAAACACACACACACACACACUCCAAAACUUUUUGCCUAGGUGCGCGCAAAUUUUGAAACUGAGAAGCGAUCGAUGUUUGGAAAUGAAAAACUGAGUUGCAUGUAAUGAAGCCAAAAUUUAUUAAUACAUAUAUACAUACUUGUACGUUUAUGGAUAAUGAUUAUGAUUAUGAUGAUAAUCAAUUGUCGUCGCUGAUAAUAUAAUGUAUUACAAGAUAUUAAAAUCAAAACUGUUUUUGCUGACAAAAAUGAAAUAGCAUUUAUCUAUUUUCAAUUAAUUGGU
Molecule: messenger RNA, 3894 nt
Organism: Scaptodrosophila lebanonensis
Lineage: Eukaryota; Metazoa; Arthropoda; Insecta; Diptera; Drosophilidae
Gene: pins
Product: G-protein-signaling modulator 2
Exons: 2
Coding region: 228-2204 (658 amino acids)
Molecular function (GO): protein binding; GTPase regulator activity
Source: RefSeq, a predicted model, not a curated record